GAGAUCAGGUGUACCCCCUUGAUCUCUCCCAGCUGAACUCCCUUUCAAACUCCUGCAGUCUGGGAAAGACCCACCCCCGGGGAGGCGCCUGUGCUGGGGUUGGGGAGCGGAGGGAGUCUUAAGACUUCUCAGGCCAGAAGUCUCAGAAGCUGCAAAUUCUUGGGGCAGAUGGCUCUGACUUCAUGUCACUGUUCCCCUAGGUUUUGGGACAUGACCCAAACACAUGCUCUUUAGGACUCCCUUAAUUCGUGACUCAUUCAUUACCCACCCCAGCAGAGCUAGACUCUUCCUUCUUCCACCCCUCCGGGCCCUUGAAAUGCAUCUGAACCACCUGGAGCAAGCCUGAGUCCCUGUUCAUCCCCGGUAGCCAAGGACUGUCACCUUGAAGUCUGCAUUUGGUGCCAUGGAGCGACAGGCCCCUGGAAGCAGAGGCCUUUUGGAAAAGCCUGCGGCCGCCAGCUCAGGUCUGUCCGCACUGGGCGCAGCCUUCAUCCUUCUGAAAUCGGCGCUGGGGGCCGGCCUGCUCAGCUUCCCCUGGGCCUUCCACAAGGCCAGUGGGGUGGGCGCUGCCUUCCUCAUAGAGCUGGUCUCCUUGGUCUUCCUGACCAGUGGGCUGGUCAUCCUGGGCUAUGCUGCCUCCAUCAGUGGCAAGGUCACCUACCAGGGUGUGGUUGCAGAGCUGUGUGGACCUGCCAUCGGGAAGCUGUGUGAGGCCUGCUUCAUCGUCAACCUGCUCAUGAUCUCCGUGGCCUUCCUCAGGGUGAUCGGGGACCAGCUGGAGAAGCUAUGUGACUUCCUCCUGCCUGGAACGCCGCCAGCCCCGCAGCCCUGGUACACCGACCAGCGCUUCACCUUGACCCUGCUCUCCAUGCUGGUCAUCCUGCCCCUGUCUGCCCCGAGGGAGAUCGGCUUCCAGAAAACCACGAGCUUCCUAGGCACCCUGGCCUCCUGCUACCUGGCCCUGGUCAUCAUGGUGCAGUAUUACCUUGGGCCCCAGGGUCUUCCUCGUGAGCCCCUCCCUGUGCUGAGUCCUGCCUCCUGGGUCUCCGUAUUUAGUGUCUUCCCCACCAUCUGCUUUGGAUUUCAGUGUCAUGAAGCCGCUGUCUCCAUCUACUGCAGCAUGCGCAACCAGAGCCUGUCCCACUGGGCCCUGGUCUCCUUGCUGUCCUUGCUGGCCUGCUGCCUUGUCUACUCGCUGAUAGGUGUUUAUGGCUUCCUGACCUUCGGGGCAGAAGUUUCUGCAGACAUCUUGAUGUCCUACCCGGGGAACGACGGGGUCAUCGUCAUUGCCCGAAUCCUCUUUGCCGUCUCCAUUGUGACCGCCUACCCCAUUGUGCUCUUCCUGGGGAGGUCGGUGAUGCAGGAUUUCUGGAGGAGGAGCUGUGGUCAGGCGUGUGGGCCCAGGGCCCUGGCUGACUCCUCAGGGAUGGGGGUCCGGAUGCUGCUGACCGUCCUGUGGGUCGCUGUGACGCUCGCCAUGACCCUGUUCGUGCCGGACCUCAGCAAGAUCAUCGGCAUCAUCGGCGGCGUCAGUUCCUUCUUCAUCUUCAUCUUCCCAGGUCUGUGCCUCAUCUGCGCCAUCAGCACCGAACCAAUAGGGCCGCGAGCCAAGUGCUGCUUGGAGGCCUGGGGAGUGGUGUCUGUGCUCAUUGGCACCUUCAUCUUCGGGCAGAGCACAGUGGAAGCUGUCUUGGAGCUCUUGUGAGGGGCAGCCAUGCCUGGGCAGGAGGGGGGCCUCCAUGGGUCACCCUGGUGGGGCUCCCUGGUCCCAGCCGUGAGGCCAGUGUAAUCCCAUCAUAAAGAUGAGAAACUAAUACCUCUGCCUUCUCAGGCUGCUCACUGGGGCUUCUGCUCGUUCAAAGGGUCUCUGGUCCAAUGGUGAGGGGAGAGCUUUAGUGUCCUGGGGCAGCCCUAACAAAUGAUCACAGGCUGCUGGCUUAAAAUAGCAGAUUUUAUUCUCAUAGUCUUGGAGGCUAGGAGUCAGAGGUCAAGGUGCAAGCAGGGCCACACUCCCUCUGAAGGCUGCAGGGGAGGAUCCUUCCUGCCUCUUCCAGCUCCUGGGAUUGCCAGGAAUCCUUGGUGUUCCUUGGCUUGUAGAUGCAGCUCUCUAAGUCUCUGCUCUCAUCUCUACAUAGCCUUCUUCCGUCUGUGUCUGUGUCCAACUUUCUCUCCUCUUGUAAGGACACAGUCAUUGGAUUAGCACCCACCCUGAUUCAGUAUGACCUCAUCGUUACUCAAUUAGGGUGUGCAAAGAUCCUGUUUCCAAAUAAGGUUACAUCCACAGGUUCCAGAGGUUGGGACUUGAACUUAAUAUUUCUGGGAUACAUAGUUCAACUCAUGGGCCCGAGAUCCCGAGAGCCCUGCUGUGGGGUGCCGGGAUCAAAGAUAUGGGGUGAGGGUGAGGGUAGUGCGCAGUGGACGAGAGCCCCAGAAGGGAUUUCAGGGGGUAUCCAUUGG
Molecule: messenger RNA, 2457 nt
Organism: Miniopterus natalensis
Lineage: Eukaryota; Metazoa; Chordata; Mammalia; Chiroptera; Miniopteridae
Gene: SLC38A8
Product: solute carrier family 38 member 8
Biological process (GO): amino acid transmembrane transport
Cellular component (GO): membrane
Molecular function (GO): L-amino acid transmembrane transporter activity
Source: RefSeq, a predicted model, not a curated record